Messenger RNA from Closterium sp. Naga37s-1, 873 nucleotides. NCBI's taxonomy places the organism in Eukaryota, Viridiplantae, Streptophyta, Zygnematophyceae, Desmidiales, Closteriaceae. The record is from the annotation of a GenBank genome assembly.
AUGGGCAAUUGCGUCAGCUGUUUCCGCGGCGACGGAGAGGCUCGUGCAGUGAAAGCGACAGGUGCCGCUUUCGCACAACAGACGGACGGCGCGCCCCAACUGUCGUAUUCACCGUCCUCCGUUGCGGACCACCGCGCAUACCAAUCCGCGCCGCUCCUCCGCCCGCGGAGCCUCCACCCUUCCGAAGUGGUUCCGGUCGACCCUUCCCCCUCCCCGCCGCCGGCGCCUCAGGCGGAAGAACUACCGCGCGCCCCAGCCGCCUCAUCCGGAGAGUCCCGCAGCCCUUACGACGACUCAUCGAGCUCCGCCGCAGCCAAUCACGACCCUUCGAGUUCCGCCGCAGCAGCAGCCGCGGCCUAUUACGACCCUUUGAAUUCCGCAGCCUACUAUAACUCGAGCUUCGACCCCCAAGCCUACCGCGCCGCGUCGGACUCGUCAAGCUUUUCCGCCGCGCCCCCCGCGCAACAGCCGCCGCCGCCGGCGGCGCCGCUUCUCCCCGCCAGUUCCUCCGCCGAGUCCUCUCUCCCCGCGCAGAUUUCCGCCAUGGGCUCUGCCCGCGACUCCGCCUCCGCGCGGACGUCCGCCGGCCUCCCUCCGCUCCGCGAGUUCAGCUACGCGGAGCUGCGCGCGGCGACGGGGGGGUUUUCAGACUUAUUGGGGGAAGGGGGGUUCGGACAGGCUGAGGUGGAAGCCAUGUCAGCACUGAAUCACCCCAACAUUCUGAGGCUCGAAGGCGUGGCUAUGGACAUGGAGCAAAGGCCAAUUCUCGUGUAUGAGCUCAUCCCUGGAGGCAAUGUCAAGAAUCUUCUAGCACGAGUUGGUGGCUUGGGGGAGGGAGGGGAGAAUGUCACAAUAAGCGGAUCUGGUGUAUGA